AUGAAGGGACUCCUACAGAGCAUCAUUCCAACUGUGUUUAUAACCCAUGUAAUAUAUGCAGAAAGCAAAGUCCAGUUGAAAAGUCCAGCAAAACACCUGCCAACUCAGCCAGAGAAAGGAUGGAAAAAGGCAUUAGCAGAUUUUUUGAAAGGAUUACCAGUUUACAACAAAAGCAACUUCAGUAGAUUUCAUGCAGACUCUGUAUGUAAAGCAUCGAACAGAAGACCGUCAGUAUAUCUUCCCACAAGGGAAUAUCCAUCUGAACAAAUCAUAGUAACAGAAAAGACAAACAUACUUUUGCGUUAUCUACAUCAGCAAUGGGACAAAAAGAAUGCAGCAAAGAAGAGAGAUCAAGAGCAAGUGGAAAUAGAAGGUGAGAAUUCGGCACCACCACGGAAAAUUGCUCGGACAGACAGCCAGGACAUGAAUGAGGACACUUAAACUCUUGCUCUCUCCUACACUAUUUUGCAGGCGCUUCCUGUUUUGUCUCAAAAUGUGUAAAUUUCCGUGCCCCUUCCCCCCCCCCCUCCACUAUGCAGCCCAAACCACUUCUGACUUCAUAGGAGCCAAUGUAUUUAUUUUUUCUCCAGUUUUUAUUUAUGCUGUAAAACGUACGGAGCAAUCGAUGGUGGAACAAGUCAGCAAAUGAUGUAGUGUAACUUUAAUCCUUUUUAAAAAAACAUACAUUAUCACUUUUCCAGAUUUCGUUAAAUCUGUUGUUUAAUUAACCCAGUUUGCCAUGGAAGCCUGGAGAGGAGACAUGAAUUUACGGCAUGCAAAUUCCAGUGGUAUAGGCUUUCUGAUCCAUAUACCCACUGGUAUAUUACAGUAGUCAACUCUGUAUUGGCUGUAACCAGUCUAGCAGUAAUUUUGGGGGGGCCUCAUCCACUCUGAAAUGUGGAUCCUAAAAUCAGCACUGUACUAAGAAAUCCUGGGGGUCAUUUAGGGUUAUGCUGAUUUUAUGAAACGUGGUCAAUUUGAUAGAACAGUUGUGGGUUUUUUGUUCAGCAGCAUAUGUUGUCACACGCAUCAAUGGUCAUGGAGAAUUCAAGUGACAGGUGUGUUGCUUUGGUUGCUCUUACAUUUUAACAGCCUUUUGGUCUUGAAUGGACUGGUAUGUGCAACUUCUCCAUUGGAAUAAAAAGAAUACUUCU
Molecule: messenger RNA, 1154 nt
Organism: Emys orbicularis (European pond turtle)
Lineage: Eukaryota; Metazoa; Chordata; Testudines; Emydidae
Gene: DDA1
Product: DET1 and DDB1 associated 1
Exons: 5
Coding region: 1-441 (146 amino acids)
Biological process (GO): positive regulation of proteasomal ubiquitin-dependent protein catabolic process
Cellular component (GO): Cul4-RING E3 ubiquitin ligase complex
Source: RefSeq, a predicted model, not a curated record